Eruca vesicaria subsp. sativa (arugula) is the source of this 1046-nucleotide messenger RNA. The record is from the annotation of a GenBank genome assembly. NCBI's taxonomy places the organism in Eukaryota, Viridiplantae, Streptophyta, Magnoliopsida, Brassicales, Brassicaceae.
CUGGUUUGCUUCGUCUUUCUUUUUUGCUAUCAAGAAAGUGCUCAACCAAAAAAAACUCUCCCAGUCUCGUUCUUAGUAUUGCUAUCCUAUUUUCAUCGGCUAUAUUAUGAUGGUUGCUAAGCUAGUUUGUACCAUUUUCAUCCGGACCUGUCUCUGGGUGUUACUGGUCCCUAGCUUGACCCCUGCAAUGGAGACUAUGGAGUCCGACAUAACUUGCCUGAGAAGCCUAAAGUCCCAGCUUAAGGACCCCCAUGCCUAUCUGUCUAACUGGGUAUUUGGAAACUACAGUGACGGUUAUAUCUGCAGCUUCUUUGGUGUGCAUUGCUGGCGUAGUAACUAUAAUAAAGUGAUAAGCAUUAACCUUGGCGGGUCUGGUCUGGAGGGAGAGUUUACUAGUGAUGUUAAGCUAUGUUCGUUAAUUGAGAGUCUAAAUCUUACAGGAAACAACCUCUCUGGCACUCUUCCUUCAGACAUCUUCUCAUCUCUUCCAUAUCUUGUUACUCUAGACCUCUCCAACAACAACUUGGCUGGUAAAAUCCCUUCUAGUUUCUCAAACAUGUCCUACUUAAACACGCUUUUGCUUGAUCAUAACCGGUUCACGGGUCGCAUCCCGUCCGAGUUAGCCUCAAGUCCACGACUAAAACAAUUCUCAGUGACUCACAAUGAUCUUAAAGGUCUCAUUCCAGAAUUCACCAAUGGAAAGAUAUCUCUCUCGAGCUUUGAGGGCAAUCCGGAUCUGUGUGGUUUCCCGCUGGAUCCCUGCUCAGAUUCUUUUUAUUCCAUGGCCAUUAUCGCAGCCAACAUUGCUGCAGCUGCAUUUUUUCCUGUAGGUGUGUGUUACGGCUGGUUAUAUGAUAGCCAUAAACAGAGACAACGACCAAGAAGACGUUAAAGCAAAGUCCACUUGUUUCAGUGAAUCUUAUUGUAUCUUUUAGCACACAUACUUAUUAUAUUAUGUAACAAACCCUAAAUAAAUUUAACUUUGCAACCUUUAAAGAAAAGAAAGCAGCUAAACAAAUGGGAGCUUUAUUAUAUAAGAUUUGUAA